This is a messenger RNA of Pungitius pungitius (ninespine stickleback), 3041 nucleotides long. Its product is annotated as Kv channel-interacting protein 2. Gene Ontology annotation, cellular component: voltage-gated potassium channel complex. Gene Ontology annotation, biological process: regulation of potassium ion transmembrane transport. The transcript is spliced from 9 exons. The coding region runs from base 234 to 995 and encodes 253 amino acids. Lineage: Eukaryota; Metazoa; Chordata; Actinopteri; Perciformes; Gasterosteidae. The record is from RefSeq and is a predicted model, not a curated record. Gene Ontology annotation, molecular function: potassium channel regulator activity; calcium ion binding.
CGACGUGAGAGUGCCGACCACAAGCGCGCUUGGUUCAGUCGGCUCCUGGAUGCCGAGAGCGCACACACAACGACUCUCUCUCUCUCUUUGUGUGUAUCGAUGGCAAAGCCGUCAUGACUUCUUAACGGCAGUGUGCUCGAAGGCAUCGCACGUGAAGGCUUACAAGGAAGACAAAAAAAAUCCCUAUUUUUCUACGGAGGCGGUGGCACAUUCCGGCGCACAAAGGGGGGAAAAUGAAGGCUAAGAAGAACCGAGACCAAAGCUUGUCUGACUCCAGAGAGCUGGACGGAUCCUAUGACCAGCUGACGGGUAAUACUACCAGCCAAACCAAAAAAACCAUAAAGCAGCGUUUCCUCAAGCUGCUGCCAUGCUGCAAGCCCGAGGCCCCCCCCUCAAUCAGUGAAAACAGCGUGGAAGAUGACUUUGAGUUAUCCACCGUGUGCCAUCGCCCAGAAAGCAUGGACAAGCUGGAGGAGCAGACUAAGUUCACCAAGAAGGAGCUGCAAGUCCUCUACAGGGGCUUCAAAAAUGAGUGCCCCUGUGGUGUGGUGAAUGAGGAGAAUUUUAAGACCAUUUACUCCCAGUUCUUUCCACAGGGAGAUUCAAGUAUGUAUGCACAUUUCCUGUUUGAAGCCUUCGACACUAACAAGAACGGCUCAAUUAGUUUCGAGGACUUUGUAUUUGGCUUGUCUAUCAUCUUGAGAGGGACCGUUAAUGACAGGUUAAACUGGGCAUUCAACCUCUAUGACCUGAACAAAGAUGGCUGUAUCACCAAAGAGGAGAUGUUUGACAUCAUGAAGUCCAUCUAUGACAUGAUGGGGAAGUACACAUACCCCACUAUGCAGGACGAUAUUCCGAGGGAACACGUGGAGAGCUUCUUCCAGAAAAUGGACCGGAAUAAAGACGGGGUUGUCACUAUAGAAGAGUUCAUUGAGUCAUGCAAAAAGGAUGAGAACAUCAUGCAGUCCAUGCAGCUGUUUGACAACGUCAUCUAGGGAUCUGGACCAGAGAGUUCGCUGGCACCAGGGACUGGGGCUUUUUGUCUAUAAGGACUCUGGAUUGAAAAGAGUUUGUGAAGGUGUGUGUGUGUGUGUGUGUGUGUGUGUGUGUCCGUGUGCGUGUGUGUGUGCGUGUGCGUUUUCUGUACCGCAGGCUUGUGGUUGAAUGUUGGUUGAGAGCUGUGAGCCUUCAGGGUACCAUGAGGCCAUCUUGCGUUUCCUGGAACCUCAGUGACGUUUCUCCUAAGCGACAAAAGAGUUCCCCCCGAGCCGUGUCCUCAUCACGCAGAGCCUCACUUUUACCCAAAAGGCUCAGCGACGGGCUCACAUGUCACACGCCAGAUCCCCCACCGGUUUAAUUUGAGCUUUUAUUUAUUACUACUAUGGAUGGAGGAACUGUCCCAGCUUGUAAUAGCUGACAUCAGAGGGAGGUAGCUGCCUCCAAACCUUCAUCUGAAAUCAAUAUUUCCUGUGAUGCCAGAUAUCUGGAUUUGUGAAUCUGAUCCUGACUCUAAGAGAAUGUGGGUAACGCCUCCCAGGAGACGCUAGACUGCUGGUGGUCAUUCAAAUAUUAAUUUACCACCCUCUUGUGGACAAGAACAAGAAAGACACUUUCUAAGGAAACGGCUCAAACAGCUGAAUAAUUGAAGAUCCAAGUGAUUUUUACAGAUGUUCAAUCAUGUUGUUUUCCAUCCGGAACAGAUUACAAUAUCGCAUGAUGAUGUCACUAAUAUCCAAUUAUGUAUUUACAGAGAUACUCCAACAUGUUUGUGUGUCCGCUGUUCCUAGUCAUUCACAGGUGCCUCACCCUUUGUGUAUGUGUGUGUGUGCGUGUGUAACAAAAUUAGUUGUUAUCCAACUUACUUGUGUAAGAGUCUAAUGGUAAAACACCAACCUCCAUUCAUGGGAUAUUGGUAGAAUGAUUCCGAGCCAAACUAUUACAGUCCUAGCUGUAGGUGUCUAUUGACUGUUGUACAUUUUCAAGCAUUUUCCAACCGAGUGAUAUUCAGCAUUAAAAAGAAGGGACUGCAAUAAUGGUUGAGGAGCUGUUUUGACCAUUUGUGCUUCUCUCAACACAGUCGUACUAGUCCAUCAAUGUACAUUCAAGGGAAAUGUAUUAGAUUUAAUGUAAUAGAUUAUUGUAAUUGGAAAUGUCCUGUGGCUGUAGCAGGUUCUACCACUUAAGAAAUGAAAACCGUGGUCCCAUUUAAUUAGGAUCAUUCAAUUUAAAGAGGCUUUGUGUGUGUGAGUGCACUGUUUGUGAGAAAGACAUGGUUUAAUUGAGUUUUUUUAUGCCCCCCUAAUGCAGUAUUCUCCCCCUCUCUGUAACACCAAAGAGAACUUAAAAAUAAAGAGGUACAUAGAGCCACUCUGAGUGAAGAUAUUUAACCCACCUGUGGGUGAGAGAGGGGGAGAUGCUGUGUAGUAUGUCGGGCAAGGGGCAAUCAGAGAUAGGAGGAUAUCCUUGAGCAAAGUGACGAUAGGGAUCACCUACACAUUGACCAAACUGAAGUGUAGUUUUAUGUUGCAAAUCCCGAUAUUUGAAGAAUUUGUUAAUUUAAAUAAAGAUAUCCUACGGUCAGAGUAAAUUUGUCCUAAAUAAACAUAAAAUUAAAAACGUAAAAAAAGCAUUUUUCUAACUACAAUGGUGCAAGUAAAAUCUUUUAAAUGCACACAGGCUGACAAUUGCAAUAAUGUUCUCCACCACCCAACAGCAGUGCUCCACUCAUUCCACCUCUAAAUCCUCUCAGAGCACAGUACAGGGUGCAUUAAAGCCCUGAUGAAAAUAUGCACUUCCAAUCCUGAUAUUUUCUGUUAUGCCUUUUCUUUUUUUUUCUCUGGGUAAAAAGUGUUUUGGCUCUGAUUGUUCCUUGCCAAGUUUUUUUUAUCUUCUAUUCCUGACCACAAGUAAAAACCUGUCUAUACCCGCAUGUACUGUGUGUUGAAAUCCUACUAACCUGUUGUACUGACUUUCUAGUUAGCUAAAUAAAGUGUAUAUUUUGUACAGAGACAAUAAAAUUCACAGUUACUAUGCAAAAUGGA